Messenger RNA from Brassicogethes aeneus, 1378 nucleotides. NCBI's taxonomy places the organism in Eukaryota, Metazoa, Arthropoda, Insecta, Coleoptera, Nitidulidae. The record is from the annotation of a GenBank genome assembly.
UGGGAAACUGUCACACACGGUGAGAUUGUGGUUUUCUUUGGAUUCGCUGUUUCGUAUUUUUAAAUACAGAAAUUAUAAGAAAAUAUAGUGAAUAUGACUGUAAUAAAUAAGAUGGAUAUUGAUGGGCCUCCCAAAGGGGAGGGUUUCCGGUCCUACUAUAUCACCAAAAUUGAAGAAUUGCAACUCAUUGUGGCUGAGAAAAGUCAAAAUUUGAGGCGUCUGCAAGCUCAAAGAAAUGAGUUAAAUGCUAAGGUUCGUAUGUUGAGGGAGGAGCUGAUGUUGUUGCAAGAACAAGGUAGUUAUGUGGGUGAAGUGGUAAAACCCAUGGACAAGAAAAAAGUUCUUGUUAAAGUUCAUCCCGAAGGAAAAUUCGUCGUUGAUAUUGAUAAAAAUAUUGAUAUUAACGAUGUUACACCCAACUGCAGAGUUGCUUUGAGGAAUGAGAGCUACACUUUGCAUAAAAUUUUACCCAAUAAAGUUGAUCCCUUAGUUUCACUUAUGAUGGUUGAAAAAGUUCCUGAUUCCACUUAUGAAAUGGUGGGAGGUCUGGACAAACAAAUUAAGGAAAUCAAAGAGGUUAUUGAGUUGCCUGUGAAACAUCCCGAAUUGUUUGAUGCUCUUGGAAUUGCACAACCUAAAGGUGUACUAUUGUAUGGCCCACCUGGUACUGGUAAAACUCUGUUGGCUCGUGCGGUGGCCCAUCACACCGAGUGCACCUUUAUUCGCGUCUCCGGUUCCGAGUUGGUGCAGAAAUUCAUUGGCGAAGGUUCGCGAAUGGUGCGCGAACUGUUCGUCAUGGCUCGCGAGCACGCACCAUCCAUCAUUUUCAUGGACGAAAUCGAUUCCAUCGGUUCUUCUCGCAUUGAGUCUGGUUCAGGUGGGGACUCAGAAGUUCAAAGAACCAUGCUGGAACUUUUGAACCAGUUGGACGGUUUUGAGGCAACCAAAAAUAUCAAGGUGAUCAUGGCCACCAACAGAAUAGAUAUUUUGGACCCUGCUCUCUUAAGACCCGGCAGGAUUGACCGUAAAAUCGAAUUCCCACCACCAAAUGAAGAAGCCAGAUUGGACAUCCUGAAAAUUCACUCGAGAAAAAUGAACUUAACCAGAGGAAUCAAUCUUAGGAAAAUCGCCGAGCUAAUGCCUGGAGCUAGCGGAGCUGAAGUCAAGGGUGUAUGCACUGAAGCAGGUAUGUAUGCUUUAAGGGAAAGAAGAGUUCAUGUUACCCAGGAAGAUUUUGAAAUGGCUGUCGCAAAAGUCAUGCAAAAAGAUUCAGAGAAAAAUAUGUCCAUCAAAAAGUUAUGGAAAUAAAUUAUAUAUUCUUAAAAACAUUACUUAUAAGUACUUUCUUUUUUAAUUUAAUAAACAAUAAAAAUUAAAA